Messenger RNA from Lathyrus sativus (Indian pea), 807 nucleotides. Lineage: Eukaryota; Viridiplantae; Streptophyta; Magnoliopsida; Fabales; Fabaceae. The record is from the annotation of a GenBank genome assembly.
AUGGCUUCCAACUUGAAGAUGUCCCCUAAGCUCGAACAGAUCCACGGUGAAAUUCGCGAUAUCUUCCGAGCCCUUGCAAAUGGCUUCCAGAAGCUGGAUAAGAUUAAAGAUUCCAAUAGACAAAGCAAUCAACUGGAGGAACUCACUGGGAAGAUGAGGGACUGCAAAAGGUUGAUAAAAGAUUUUGAUCGUGAAGUUAAAGAUGAAGGGGCAGGAAAUCCCGAAGAAGUGAAUAAGCAACUCAAUGACGAAAAGCAAUCAAUGAUCAAGGAGCUAAACUCAUACGUGGCACUGAGAAAAACGUACAUGAAUACCAUUGGUAAUAAAAAACUUGAACUUUUUGACAUGGGAGCUGGUGCCAGUGAACCAGCUGAAGGAAAUGUUCAACUCGCAUCAGAAAUGUCAAAUCAAGAACUUGUCAAUGCUGGGAUGAAGACAAUGGAUGAGACUGAUCAGGCUAUUGAGAGGUCUAAGCAGGUUGUACAUCAAACAAUUGAAGUUGGCACCCAAACUGCUUCUACCUUGAAGGGCCAAACCGAUCAAAUGGGUCGUAUUGUUAAUGAGCUGGAUUCAAUUCAAUUUUCAAUUAAGAAAGCCUCCCAACUUGUUAAAGAGAUCGGUAGACAGGUAGCUACAGACAAAUGCAUCAUGCUGUUUCUGUUUCUUAUCGUCUGUGGUGUAAUAGCCAUUAUUGUCGUGAAGAUUGUGAAUCCCAACAAUAAAGAUAUUAGGGAUAUCCCAGGAUUGGCACCUCCAGUUCCCUCAAGGAGACUUUUGUAUGUUCGAACAGGAGAACUUUAUGAUUAA